Molecule: messenger RNA, 2579 nt
Organism: Myiozetetes cayanensis
Lineage: Eukaryota; Metazoa; Chordata; Aves; Passeriformes; Tyrannidae
Gene: FNDC5
Product: fibronectin type III domain containing 5
Exons: 6
Coding region: 203-865 (220 amino acids)
Biological process (GO): positive regulation of brown fat cell differentiation
Molecular function (GO): protein binding
Source: RefSeq, a predicted model, not a curated record
UGCCGAACCGAGCCGAGCCGAGCCGGGCGCUGCCGAGCCCCGCCGCACCGGGCGGCACCGGCGGCCCCGGUGGUACCGGCCCCGGCCCCGGCGCUCUCCGCGGUGCUGAACGGCUCCCCCGUGCCCGCAGGACGCGCCGCCGGCGGGGCCCGGCCCGGCCCGGCCCGGAGCGGCUCGGCCCGGCCCCGAGCGGCCGCGGGGGAUGGAGCCCUUCCUCGGCUGCACCGGCGCCGCGCUCCUGCUCUGCUUCAGCUACGCCGGACUGCGCCCGGUGGAGGCAGACAGCCCGUCGGCUCCAGUAAAUGUCACAGUCAAACACCUGAAAGCCAACUCGGCCGUUGUGACUUGGGAUGUUCUGGAAGACGAAGUUGUCAUUGGAUUUGCCAUUUCCCAACAGAAGAAGGACGUGCGGAUGCUGCGCUUCAUCCAGGAGGUGAACACCACCACCCGCUCCUGUGCCCUCUGGGACCUAGAGGAGGACACUGAGUACAUUGUGCACGUCCAGUCCAUCAGCAUCCAAGGCCAGAGCCCUGCCAGUGAGCCAGUCCUCUUCAAGACCCCCAGGGAAGCUGAGAAACUAGCCUCUAAAAAUAAAGAUGAGGUGACGAUGAAGGAGAUGGCGAAGAAAAACCAACAGCUGCGAGCGGGGGAAAUUCUCAUCAUUGUUGUGGUGUUGUUCAUGUGGGCAGGGGUGAUCGCCCUGUUCUGCAGACAGUACGACAUCAUCAAAGAUAACGAGCCCAACAACAGCAAGGAGAAAGCCAAGAGCGCCUCGGAGAACAGCACCCCGGAGCACCAGGGAGGGGGGCUCCUGCGCAGCAAGUUUCCAAAAAACAAGCCCUCAGUGAAUAUCAUCGAAGCAUGACAGGCCUGUCACCCGAUCGAUGGACUCCAUCCCUCACUCUCACUUUCUGCCUCCGAGCCGUGAUGACUGGGGAGGUGAAACAUUGUCAGAGCAACCUGGAGAGAGACCCAGUGAUUGUCACCUGCUGGCAGACACCUCCUCGCCCGUGUCCUGCCAAACAUCUGGCCAGGAAGGAGAAUCCUUCAGAAAACCCUUGACACCCAAAGAAGAUGGAAAAGCAGCGGUGCUGACCCGGACUCGUGGGUCAGCUGGGCUGGAGCAAUGUCUCCCACACUCCUUUCCACCCUCACACUCCGCCUUCUGGGACGACUUUCCCGUCUUUGGGAACGUGGGAGGUUCUGUUGUGUCUUUGUUCGGUCUCACUGUCGCUCCACCCCGACAGAAUUCCCGGGAGCUCGGGCACCCACCAGGCACCGACACCCCCCUCCGAGCAGGGAUGGAGGGAAGCUCAUCCCAACCGCCACCACCCAGCCCAAUUUUGGCUGCUGUGUGCUCUCGCCUCGCUUUGCUCAUCGAUGUGUGUGGUGUAACACGUCCUGCCAGGUGGGUUUUUAAAAAAAAAAAACCAAUAAAAAAAGGCAUCCCCCAGUUUCCAUUGCCACCAGGAGAAGCUGCCCUGGUGGUUCUCCGGUCAGGCUGCAGCACAAUCUGCACUGCUGCUGCCUCUGCUGUCUCACACUGGUGCUCUUCACCUCAGCAAACCGGGGAACACCGAGGCACAGACCAACACCAGGGGACACCAGAAGCUGUUAUUCGGCUUCCAGGAGAAUUUCAACCAUUUUCUUCGUGGUAUUUUUCAGCUGGGCCUGAGUCCACCACCAGUGUGAUGGAAGGUCCAUCAAAAUGUAGCCAGUCAGCAAAAACAAACAAACAAACAAAAAGACAGAAUACCUGAUGGUACCGGUUGCUAUGCAAGGGCUCCAGGGGCAAGAGCUGUUUGCUGUGGAAGGCUCUGGCCUGAGGGACCUUUUUCUGAGGGCUUAAGUUCUUAAAAUGCUUCUUUUAGUAGGGUUCCUGUGGGGAAGGGCUGGUUCUCCUUACCCUGCCUGUGCUGUUUUUGGGGUGUUGGAAGGGCAGGUGCCUGCUGGAGACAAAAAGGGAUGGGGGUGAACGGGAAAGGGGCUGGGGUUCUCCUCUCUCUUCUCAAGUGCUUGAUGUUUGUAAGCUGACAGGAUCCCUGGUGCUCUGGAAGCUGGUAGAUGCAGGACCAUCAGGUGGACAAGAUUUCCUCUCUGUAGUGUGCCAUGGGGUAUCUGUAUUUAUUUAAUUACUCCACGAGACCACUCCAUAUGCACUAGGGGAUGAGGCAGGAUCCUCCUUGUUCCAUCCAAUGCCAAGACAGGUUGGCCUGGGUAGGGUUUGGAUCUCAAACAACGAGCCUGCUCUCAGAUGAGCCUGGGUUGGAACAGGCUGGCAGGAAGGACUUGAGCCAUCUCCCCUCUUCCACUGGCACCAGCCUUUCCAAAAGAGCUGGUCUGGGAGAAAGGCACAGGGAGGUUUGCUUGCAGAUGUGCUGGUGAACAAGCAGAGGCUUCCCUUGUGCUGGUUUCAGAAGACAGGCCAACCCCAAAGGUGUCUUCAGUGGAUCCUUUGCCAGAACAUACUCCUCCAUCACCAAGAGGGAGAGGUCAACACCUCUGAUCCAGACAGAGCAAUAAACAUUUUAUAAUGUACAAUAAAAGAUUAAAGGCAUCUCCUGUGUCCUUGUAACAUC